Molecule: messenger RNA, 1508 nt
Organism: Colletotrichum phormii
Lineage: Eukaryota; Fungi; Ascomycota; Sordariomycetes; Glomerellales; Glomerellaceae
Product: cyclin ccl1
Exons: 3
Coding region: 270-1394 (374 amino acids)
Biological process (GO): regulation of cyclin-dependent protein serine/threonine kinase activity; regulation of transcription by RNA polymerase II
Cellular component (GO): nucleus; transcription factor TFIIK complex
Molecular function (GO): cyclin-dependent protein serine/threonine kinase regulator activity
Source: RefSeq, a predicted model, not a curated record
CGCCCGCCAGCGGAGCUCAGCUUAUCGGCUUCGAUAAGGUGAACGGGCUUUGUUCCUGCCAUUUGAUCUGGGGAUUCUGAUAUUGAAUCGACCAAUUUCCACCCCUCGUUUCGACGACAUACAAUACAACGAACGUCACCUCAAUCCUAAACCUGGGUGAUCGGCACUCUGUUCACAUCGCGCAUCAACAUAUUCUUCGUCUUUCUCACGUCCAAAUUCGAAAGUACACUCAAUUUGAUCGCUCGCUCGCAACUUGCCAGUUUGCCACGAUGGCAACCGAAGAUGCGCGAUACCGACUCUCGACGCAGUAUCGACUGUGGUCAUUUUCCCCGCCCAAGCUAGCGGAACUGCGAGAACAGACAAACUUCCUGGCGAAAACAAACAUCAUCAGCCGUCUCGUGGAAACGAAACGCGUGGAUCUAGAUGCGGCCGAGUCGAUGCCUGAAUUCUUGACACCUUCCGAGGAGACCCAGUUGCUCAAGUUCUUCACCGUUGAAUUGAUCCGAGCAGCGGACUUCUGUGGACUUCCAACAGAGGUUAGAGCGACUGCGACCGUUUUCCUGCGUCGAUUCUACGUCACGAACUCCAUCAUGACAUACCCGCCUCAGGAUAUUCUGAAGACCUGCCUGUUCUUCGGAAGCAAGGCUGAGGGACUGUACACCCGCCUAGCUAAACUGGCCGACAAGUUCCCCAACACAACCGAGGAAGAGAUUCUGGCAGGAGAGUUCUUGCUGUGUCAAGGAGUCCGGUUCGCUUUCGAUGUGAGGCAUCCGUUCCGCGCCUUGGAAGGAGCUAUCCUGGAACUUCGGCGGCAUGCCGACCUUGAGAAAAGUCGAAUCGAUGCCGCCCAUUUCCGUGCUCGCGCUUUCCUCAAGUUCAGCUCUCUCGUCACAGACGCGUACUUCCACUAUACCCCAAGCCAGAUCAUGCUUGCUGCGCUCUCUCUAGCUGAUCGAGGGCUGGCCGAGAAACUCGUUCAAAGCGCCUUUGGCCCCACUCAGAACGGAACCUCGAACGAAGGCGAGAAGGACCUCACUGGACACGAGAUACGGGAUAAGGUCAUGGCAACGAUCGAGGCGUGUAGGGAGCUACUGGCGACUGAACAGCCCGAGAGAUUGGACGAAUACUGGGGAACUGUUGAGGCGACCAAGGUGAUCAAGCCUCUGAUACGAAAGCUGAAAAGGUGCAGAGAUCCAGAUCGUGCAGAUCUUGUGGCCCUACAAAAAGCUCGACGAGAGUUGGCUUCGCAGAAGGAUACGGGGAAGCCGAAAGCUGAAGGAGACGGCUCCGUGUUCGGCGGUAACGGCGGAGUGCUCGGCGGAAACGAGGCGCGAGAUGCCAAGCGACGAAAGGUUACGGAAGGUGACGACGUGUUUGAUCCAGCUUUGGGUUAAGUCUGAGGCAUACGGAUAACAUUGUUGUUUUCUUGCCUCGGGUAGCAUCAUUAGCUGUCGCGAGGAGACUUCGCGCGCAAGUUCGCAUACACAAGGCGCAAUGGCGUCGGGUGU